Girardinichthys multiradiatus is the source of this 4163-nucleotide messenger RNA. RefSeq names its product growth arrest-specific 2 like 3 (gene gas2l3). Gene Ontology annotation, cellular component: actin filament. Lineage: Eukaryota; Metazoa; Chordata; Actinopteri; Cyprinodontiformes; Goodeidae. The transcript has 9 exons. Gene Ontology annotation, molecular function: cytoskeletal adaptor activity; actin filament binding; microtubule binding. Bases 286 to 2394 code for a protein of 702 amino acids. The record is from RefSeq and is a predicted model, not a curated record. Gene Ontology annotation, biological process: actin crosslink formation.
UCAUUAGUCAGGGUUCUCCUUUUGCACCUCCUCCUCUCAUCCCCCCUCCCUCCCUUCCUCUGUCCCAGUCAUUUUCUCUCUGGAUUUCCCUCCACGCUCAGUUGUGGAAGCACGGAGGCAAGAGCUGCUGUGGCUCAACAUAUCUGAGCACAGCGCAGGGACCUAGUUCUGUUUAGUUGACUGUGCUUCAUAGGCUGCUGGUGGUCGGAAACUGGACAAUUUCCCUCAGUAGUUUUGGCAUUUCUGUUCUGAGAAUGAAGAAGUGAUCUUGUGUUCAACACAAUCAUGGCUGUCCAGACGGGCAUCCAGGUUUGGUUCAGCGAGAAGUUCGACACUCCCCUGCUGAGUCCCAGGAGUCCUCGCAGCCCGUUGGCACAGCGGCAUGGCCCUGGCCUCGCAGACGUCUUCCAGUAUGACCAGUGGCUGGCGGUCCGCCAUGAGGCCACGUUGGUCCCCAUGCAGGAGGAUCUGGCCAUCUGGCUCACCGGCAUGUUGGGAGAGGAGGUGAGAGCAGAGUUGUUCAUGGAGGAGCUGAAUAAUGGUGUGAAGCUCUGCCAGCUUAUUGGUGUGCUGCAGACAAAGGUCGCCCAGAGCUGCCCCACAGCGCUCAGCAAGCUCUUUCCUACCAGAAAGGUUGCUUGCAAGCGCGACGCCUCCCCAGGUUCCUUCUUUGCUCGGGACAACACUGCCAACUUCCUGGCCUGGUGUCGAUACAUCGGCGUGGACGAGACCUACCUGUUUGAGUCAGAGGGCCUCGUGCUGCACAAGGAGCCUCGGCAGGUUUGUCUCUGUCUGCUGGAGAUCGGCCGGAUCAUCUCAAAAUAUGGUGUGGAGCCUCCUGUGUUAGUGAAGCUGGAGAAGGAGAUCGAGUUGGAGGAAACUCUGCUGAUGACAGAAGAACCUCCUCCGGCUGUGAAAACCUUCAGUGUGUGCUGCCAGCAUGGGGCCCUCUACCAGGCAGAGGAGCACAGCAUGGAUGACCUGCCAUGUAACUGCUCCAACAAGGUCUCUAUAGAGUACUUGUCUGAAGGACGCUACAGACUCGGCGAUAAGACCAUCUUUAUUCGAAUGCUGCAUGGUAAACAUGUGAUGGUGCGUGUCGGUGGGGGCUGGGACACCCUGCGUGGCUUCCUGACAAAGUAUGACCCUCUGCGGGUACUGCAGUUCACCACACUGGAGCAGAAGAUCCUGGCCUUUCAGAAGGGCCCACCUGGUUUGGGUGGUCACCAUACCAACACGGCUCCACCUCCUCCUCCUCCUGAUAUGGACCCUCUUGCUGCAGUUGAUGACCUUGUCUCUUCCUCUGCCUCGUCUUCUUCCUGCUCUUCAUCAGGUUUGGCCUGUAAGCCGACAUCUGUGAUCCCUGCAGGACAGACAUGUCGCUCAUACAACCCCUCCCCAGCCUGCACUCCCACCCUGCCGAGGAAAGGUUCUGUUGCAGUACAGAGGAAAAACCUCCAGACAGCGCCCUCUUCCCCCAGGAAGCCUACCCAGCUCCACUUGCCUAUCGCCACCAAAGGCUCCUCAUCUCUGCCCUCCACACCUGUAAGCAGCUCCUGCAGACAGCCCCCCAGCCUGGGUUGUCAAGGUGGGCAGGGGCAGCGUAGAGCCAUGACUCCAUCAGCCUCCCCUGUGGGUCUAAGCCCUGUUUCCAAUCUAAAGCCCGGCCCACAUGGUCCUACCUCCCAUCCCAGGAGCCCUGUCUGCCCUGAGCCAUCCUCCAAAUGCCCAAAACCCUCCAGCCCCUGUACCUCCCCCACUGCUGCCCACAUGUCUCGCCCCAAUGCCGUAUCCGCCCCCAGAGAUGUUCGACCCCCUUCAGGCGCCAACCAGCGCUCCCGCCUCGCUCAGAGGCGCCCUGGCUCUCCUGCAUCGCGCCUCCGUCUUGAGACAGUCAGGAGGGCAAGGACCGCCGCAAGGACUUUGCCACUGCGAAAAACAGUAGUCCCAGAAUCCCCUGCGCCCUGCUCCCUGGCCGCGCCUCCAACCCCCUCUCCCAGCACGCGGACUGCAUCCCCAGCACCAGUGACGCCUACCUGCUCCAUGUCAAAGGUUAAAGACAUAAAAAACAAGGUGACAGUACAAAAUAAGGUAGCCGCUGCCAUCCCUGGGCAGGUCCCAGUGGGCAGUGCAGGCUCCUCUUCCUCUAAAGGCAAUCAGAAAGCUCCUCCCACAGCACAGAGGAUGGGGCGAAAACCGACAGCCAUAGUAAACCCCAGCUCAAAGAUGACACUAAAACCUGAACCGAAAACGACUCAAACCACAACCUCACAGAGAAACCCUACCAAAGCUGCGGAGAUAAAGUCCAGUUUUGCUAAGAAGAUCCCACAAAGUAAGGUCAGGAGUGAGGAGCCUUACUUUGAAAUGAGCAGUAAGAGAAAGCAGAAGGCGUAGUAACACUUCACCCUUUGAAGGCUUCACUAAACCACCAGCACUUGUCGGAGCUCAGACUUGACAUUAAUAUCAUCUCUAGUCGUUAGUUUUGAUCAUAUCUGUCAUUUUAUUUUAUUUUUAUAGUCUUUUAACUUUUUUAUCCAGAUGGGUCAAAGAUGUUUGAUCUCUUUAGAGAUCAGAUCUAUUUACAUGAAUUGAACUCUAAUUUGCACAAUGUUUAAGUUUGAAUCUCUAACAGGUUUUAAAUCAUAGAAUAGUUUUAUUGGAAAAUUAUUUGAAAGUACUAAUAAAGCUUAUUAGAACUAACUUAUGCAUAUAGUUGGUUUAAAAUGAGUUUUACAUCAACUUCUGCUGUUUUCUUCAGUUAGUCAUUUUACCAAAGUUGGAAAAAUGACCUAGAAAUCAUGCUUUAAUUUUAUUUAUUUUGCCUGAGAUUCCAAUUUUUACUUAUGAAAACGAUGGAAUAUACAGUCCACCCAAAAAGUAUUCAGUUCCUCAAUUUUUCCACAUUUUGUCACAACUGUAUCGCAAAAUGGAAUAAAUGAACAAUCCUCUCAGAAUUCUCUACAGUGUCCCAUGAUUACUGUUGAAGUAUUGGACAUUAUUACGAGUUUAUUGUAAAUAACUGUCCGUGCUGUUUAUACCAGAUAUUUCUAUACACUAUUUAUAAAGAUCAUAAGUUGUGAGUGUUUUUGCUGUAGGAGAGACUGGUGCUUUUCACACAAAAGAUCAACUAGGACAUUAAUGUUUGGUCACAGAUGGGUCCUCCAAGUAAACAAUGACCUUUAACCAUAUGGCAAGGUCAAUGUUUUGGAGUGACAUCACAAAGCCCAGAUCUAGGUCUUAUGAGCAGGGCGGCUAGGAACCGGACUCUCGGGGGUGUUAAAUUCUUGAGUGUAGAACCUCACCCUGUAGGUGGAUGAAUUACCCAGUUGGUGUUGCAGGAAAACCUCUCCACACCAUGAUGCUGCCACCACCAUGCUUCAAGAAAGGGGUUGGUGGAGGUUAUGCAGAGUGUCGUUUCCCCUCUAGACCUGAUACUUUGAGUCCAGCCAAAGAAGUUCUACUUUGGUUUCAUUGGACCAGAGAGUUUUCCUUCUCCUGCUGUGACGAUAGAUAAGGUCCAUCUGCCAAGUUGACCAAAAAGGCCCGAUUGGUGGAGUGUAUUAGCAAAGUUUGGUCUUCUGAGUGAUUCUGUCUCCCCAAAACAACACCGUUCCAUAAACGUACUUAUUUUUAAUCAAUUUUAGAUCAAGGCUAUAUAUAAUAUAAUAUAAAAUGUGGGAAAAAUGAACUGCUGUGAAUACUUCCUGGAUGCUCUGUAUGAAGGACCUCAUUGCUGGAGGCUGUAUCACUGCAGACUCCUUCCUGUUGUGUGCCUUCAUCAGAAAUCCCCCGUUUCUGAGCAGCUGCAGAAUGUAAUGGAGGACAGGAGGUGGUGGAUCAAACGGUUGUUUCUGUAGGAAACUUGCACAGUGUGUACAAACACCCAUGACUCUGCUUGUCAGAGAAACUACUGAUCAGAUGCCUUUUUUCUCUUCUCCUGAACAGAAAACACUAAGCACCAACAGCGGUUACAGCAGAAUCUAUUUUACAUAAAAUUGUUGUUUCUAACUUUUUGUCGUCUUAAAAAUCUAGUUUUGUAUUUGGUGAGGUUUGUGUAGAUGUUUGUAUUUUUUUUUUCUUGGCACUUUAUAUGAAACAUGUACGUCAAAUGUUGAAUGUUGAUUCUGUUUUUGUCCGUUUAAUAAAUGGAUGUUUGGUUUUAA